Messenger RNA from Osmia lignaria (orchard mason bee), 3376 nucleotides. It is a transcript of the gene arm, whose product is annotated as armadillo. Gene Ontology annotation, biological process: cell adhesion. NCBI's taxonomy places the organism in Eukaryota, Metazoa, Arthropoda, Insecta, Hymenoptera, Megachilidae. The record is from RefSeq and is a predicted model, not a curated record. Gene Ontology annotation, molecular function: cadherin binding.
UGUUGUGCCGCACGCCCACGCGCGUCCCUUUACCUUCGGAAAUCGAGCAUCGUUCUUGCCUCGUGUGUGCCUCUAAAUGCCAUUUCCUGUCGUAUUUAGUCGAAUCAACGCGUCCUCGGCUCGUGUUCGAAGAUAAAAGUGGAAGCUGCAAGAACGUUUAGAGGAAUCUUUCGAUCGUGCCCAUAUUCCGUGCGGUUGCAUCCUCCUUCCAUUCUUCGCGAUACACAGUGCACUGACCCUACGCGCGUCGUGGCGUCUUCGAAACUUUUUUAACGAUACGAUCGAAGAAAUUUUUUUUCUCGCCGUUCCCUUUUGCGACAAUUGACCGACGUGCAUUUCAGUGUGGAUAGAUUCUCCCGUAGGAGCCAUGAGUUACCAAAUGUCUUCGAAUCAAUCCAGACCAAUGUCUCAUGGAAAUUAUCAAGGUUUGGGUGACAUGCCCAUGGGAUCUGCCAAAGAACAAACUCUAAUGUGGCAACAAAAUUCAUACAUGGGUGAUUCAGGAAUUCAUUCUGGUGUCGUUACUCAGGCACCAUCCUUGUCUGGCAAGGAAGAUGACGAGAUGGAAGGAGACCAGUUGAUGUUCGAUUUGGAUCAGGGAUUUGCUCAGGGUUUUACACAGGAUCAGGUUGACGAAAUGAAUCAACAAUUAAAUCAUACCAGAUCUCAGCGCGUUCGUGCAGCCAUGUUUCCAGAAACACUGGAAGAAGGUAUAGAAAUUCCUUCUACUCAAUUUGAUCCUGCACAACCUACGGCUGUACAGAGAUUGGCAGAGCCAAGUCAAAUGUUAAAACAUGCUGUUGUCAACUUGAUAAACUAUCAAGAUGACGCAGAUCUAGCGACACGUGCAAUACCAGAAUUAAUUAAGUUGUUAAACGACGAGGACCAAGUUGUUGUGUCUAAAGCGGCGAUGGUCGUCCAUCAACUUUCAAAGAAAGAAGCAUCGCGUCAUGCUAUCAUGAAUAGUUCUCAAAUGGUAGCUGCAUUAGUACGUGCCAUUUCGAAUAGUGACGAUUUGGAAUCAACGAAAGCCGCGGUUGGCACGUUGCAUAAUUUAUCUCAUCACAGGCAAGGCUUGUUGGCUAUUUUCAAGAGCAGUGGCAUACCGGCUCUCGUAAAGCUCUUAAGCUCCCCGAUGGAAUCUGUCCUAUUUUACGCCAUAACGACUCUCCAUAAUUUAUUAUUAUAUCAGGAUGGAUCCAAAAUGGAUGUUCGUCUUGCCGGGGGUUUACAAAAAAUGGUUGCUCUACUUCAACGAAAUAACGUAAAAUUUCUAGCCAUAGUAACGGAUUGUUUACAAAUUCUUGCAUUCGGUAACCAGGAGAGCAAGUUAAUAAUAUUAGCUUCUCAAGGACCAAUAGAGCUAGUACGUAUUAUGCGUUCGUACGAUUACGAGAAGCUUCUGUGGACGACGUCAAGGGUCUUGAAAGUGUUGUCCGUUUGUGCUAGCAAUAAACCGGUAAUAGUUGAAGCUGGUGGUAUGCAAGCGCUCGCGAUGCACCUCGGUAAUCCGAGUCAGAGACUCGUCCAGAAUUGUUUAUGGACGUUAAGAAAUUUAUCGGAUGCUGGCACCAAGGUUGACGGAUUGGAAGGACUGUUACAAAGUCUCGUACAAGUUCUCAGUUCUACCGACGUGAACGUCGUCACGUGUGCCGCUGGUAUCUUAUCAAAUCUCACUUGCAACAAUCAACGCAACAAAGUAACGGUAUGUCAGGUGGGAGGUGUCGACGCCCUUGUGCGUACCAUCAUUUAUGCGGAUAGUCGGGAAGAAAUCAGCGAACCGGCGGUGUGCGCGCUUCGUCAUUUGACGUCGCGUCACGCGGAAGCAGAAAUGGCACAAAAUUCAGUCCGCCUAAAUUAUGGAAUUCAGGUCAUAGUGAAACUUCUUCACCCACCUUCGCGUUGGCCACUCGUUAAAGCGGUUAUAGGAUUAAUUCGCAACUUGGCUCUUUGCCCUGCAAAUCACGGCCCACUUCGCGAUCAUGGCGCGAUUCAUCAUCUGGUUAGGCUCUUGAUGCGUGCUUUCCCCGACACGCAACGGCAGCAACGAUCGUCCGUGGCGAGUACCGGAAGUCAACAAACGGAUGGCGGAAUUCGAAUGGAGGAAAUAGUGGAAGGCACGGUGGGUGCGCUUCAUAUUCUCGCGAGAGAAUCGCACAAUAGGGUCAUCAUCAGAUCUCAAAACGUGAUUCCAGUUUUCGUACAGUUGUUGUUUAACGAAAUCGAGAACAUUCAACGCGUAGCAGCUGGAGUACUUUGUGAACUAGCCGCUGAUAAGGAGGGUGCUGAGAUGAUCGAACAGGAGGGUGCUACUGCUCCUUUAACGGAGCUCCUUCAUUCUAGAAACGAAGGAGUUGCCACUUACGCGGCAGCCGUGUUAUUCCGUAUGAGCGAAGAUAAGCCACAGGAAUACAAGAAACGGCUGUCCAUGGAGCUGACGAACUCGUUGUUACGCGAGGACACGAACCUCUGGAAUAACGCUGACUUCGGAAUGGGUCCAGAUCUACAGGACAUGCUUGGCCCUGAUCAAGGCUAUGAUGGUAUGUAUGGACAAGGACCCCCUAGCGUACACAGCAGCCACGGAGGUCGAGGGUAUCAGCCACAAGGUUAUGACCAGAUACCAGUAGAUUCGAUGCAAGGGUUGGAAAUAGGUGGAGGGUCGACAUAUGGCGCGAUGGACACUAUGGACGUAGCGCACGAGGGUGACCUGAGUUUCGAUCAUUUGGAGGAGCUUCCUGCACCGCCGCAAGAUAACAACCAGGUUGCAGCCUGGUACGACACCGAUCUCUGAAACCGUGCCAGCACCAAAAUCUCGCCAGAGAUACGGACUCGUGAGGCUCUUAAGUAAUUUCAGUACAGACUAGUAUUCUCGUUUUACUCUCACCCUGUUAUCGAUCUAAACUCGAAAGAACUUUGACGAAGAACCGUGGAACAAGAGGUUCCUAGAGUAACCGUAAGGUAGAAGAAAUCGUACACGAGUAUACAGAAUAAGUCACCGCGGAUGGGAUAUAUAAAUCGUGCCUCUUUGUGGAUUGCCAGCAAAGAAACGCGGGGACGAUGAAGUUGAAUGAUUUAUAUUUUUUCACGAUCGAAUUUUUGAGAAACAUUCAUUCAUUUCUAUUUCAGUUUUUAUUUUUUAUUUUUAAAUCAGGACUGUACGUAUUUCUUUAGGCGGGUCAGUUUACUUCGCACUCUGCUUACAAAAGUAUUAGGGUAAGACUGUUUGAAAAAUCAACUUGGUAUUAUUUUAUUCUUUUUAAACUUAUUAUUUAAGAAAAGCUACUCGUAAGAACAUUCGAACAUAUUAUAUAGAGUAAACGAUGGUUGAAUCGUUCAGCAUUUCCCUUUAUCAAUUUUUUUUUUUUUUUCUCUACUU